AAAAAUUGCAGAGAUGAAGGUUGCUCUAUUUGCAAAGCCAAUUACAGCCUUAGCAAUCACUCUGAGUAGCACCAUUGGGUUUGUGCUACUAUCCCACUCACACCAACAACUAUAUUCUCUAAAAUCAAAGACCCACACACAUUCAAUGGCUAACAAUCGAAGCUUUAUUGUUUGGCUACAUGGAUUAGGGGACUCAGGCCCAGCCAAUGAACCCAUCAAAUCCCUUUUCACUUCCCCAGAAUUCAAAAACACAACUUGGUCUUUCCCUUCUGCUCCUUCCAAUUCAGUCACUUGUAACAAUGGUGCUGUGAUGCCUUCAUGGUUUGACAUUCAUGAGAUUCCUGUGACAGCUAAUUCUCCAAAAGAUGAAAGUGGUGUGCUUAAAGCGGUUCAGAAUGUGCAUGCAAUGAUAGAUAAGGAAAUAGCUGCUGGCACAGAUCCUAAUAAUGUCUUUGUGUGUGGAUUCAGUCAAGGAGGUGCGUUGACAUUGGCAAGUGUUUUGCUGUACCCAAAAACUCUAGGAGGAGGUGCAGUCUUCAGCGGAUGGGUUCCUUUUAGUUCGUCUAUAGUAGAAAAAAUUUCAUCAAAUGCGAAGAGGACACCUAUUUUGUGGUCCCAUGGAAUGGCUGACACAACUGUAUUGUUUGAAGCUGGACAAGCUGGUCCUCCUUUCCUUGUAGACGUUGGUGUUAGCUGUGAGUUUAAGGCUUAUCCUGGUCUUGGCCAUUCAAUAAGCAACGAAGAGCUGCGGUACUUGGAAUCGUGGAUAAAGACACGUAUGCCGGGUUCUUCUUAAAGACUUGGGUGGAACAAGUCCUGUUAUAUGCAUUGGUCUUUGAUUUUCGAGUUGUCAUACAAUUCUUACAUAACGAAACUUGAAUUUUCAAGUUACUUCACAUAUUAUGAUGAACCUAAAUCUAAUUAUCUAAAAGCUAUUUGAAAUUACUUUUAAAA
Quercus robur (English oak) is the source of this 954-nucleotide messenger RNA. Its product is annotated as carboxylesterase SOBER1-like. The transcript is spliced from 6 exons. Gene Ontology annotation, biological process: protein depalmitoylation. Gene Ontology annotation, cellular component: cytoplasm. Gene Ontology annotation, molecular function: carboxylic ester hydrolase activity; palmitoyl-(protein) hydrolase activity. Bases 14 to 796 code for a protein of 260 amino acids. The record is from RefSeq and is a predicted model, not a curated record. Lineage: Eukaryota; Viridiplantae; Streptophyta; Magnoliopsida; Fagales; Fagaceae.